CGCUACCUUACUGCGUGCCUCUACCAGGUACUUCCUCCCAUCAAAACCAGUACAAUUUUAUCUCCAAACUUCUCAAAACAAACAGCCUACUUCUGUCUGGAGCUUUAAACACCAACCAGGAAGAUGAAAGUCAUCUCGAUCCUCCUCGUGGCCACCACCGCCCUCGCCUCCACCUGCAACAUCAGCGCUUUCCGCUGCCAGAACCGCAACCCCGUCUACGCCGGAAACAACACCUCAUUCACGGCUAGUAUUUGCAAGCAGCUGGACGGACAUCUCUGUGGCUGCGAUCGCUACGAUGGGGACUUCUGCCACCAGUGCAACACGGAGGAUUUCAAGCAUCUGUGCGUCAAACCCGGCCAGGGUUGGUUCUGGACUCAGUGCUAGAUAACGACGAAAAACUAUCCUGGCAGACGAUGUCUGACACGUUUAAAUUUGUUUGUUUUCUUCGAGGUUAUUGUUGGUCGUUUCAUGAGCUGCGUAAUUGGAUGGAUGGAGAAGAGCCAUGGGGAUGUUUGAAGCUUUGAUAUCCUGUUCUGUGUUGCGAGGAUGACUGCCAGAUAGUGC
Molecule: messenger RNA, 564 nt
Organism: Aspergillus campestris IBT 28561
Lineage: Eukaryota; Fungi; Ascomycota; Eurotiomycetes; Eurotiales; Aspergillaceae
Exons: 1
Coding region: 124-384 (86 amino acids)
Source: RefSeq, a predicted model, not a curated record